ACCCAGUUUAUAUGAAGCUGGACUGGACUUCGUACUGUGGAUUACAAGUUUUUGUUUUUAUUAAUUAAAUAUUAAGAAUAAUUGAGUUUAGUUUUUAAUCUUAAAAAUAAAAUGUCUCGUGUACUAGUUGGUGUUAAGAGAGUUAUUGAUUAUGCGGUUAAGAUACGUGUGAAACCAGACAAGUCCGGGGUGGUAACCGAUGGCGUCAAGCACUCAAUGAAUCCAUUCGAUGAGAUUGCAGUGGAGGAGGCUGUAAGGAUGAAGGAAAAGAAAUUGGCUAGUGAAGUCAUUGCAGUGUCUUGCGGCCCAGCACAGUCUCAAGAAACGCUAAGAACAGCAUUAGCAAUGGGAGCUGAUAGGGCUAUACACGUAGAAAUUUCAGGACCUGAGUAUGAAACUUUGCAACCUCUACAUGUUGCUAAAAUAUUAGCCAAACUCUCACAGGAUGAGAAGGCGGACUUAAUUAUAGUUGGGAAACAAGCCAUUGAUGAUGACUCCAACCAAACAGCACAAAUGACGGCAGCCCUUCUUGACUGGCCUCAGGGCACAUUUGCAUCCAAGAUAGAAAAGUCAGAUGCUGGGUUGACAGUGACACGUGAAAUCGAUGGUGGUUUAGAAACAAUCAAAACUAAAAUGCCAGCUGUAAUCAGCGCCGAUCUUAGGUUGAAUGAACCGAGAUACGCAACACUGCCUAAUAUCAUGAAAGCUAAGAAGAAGCCAAUGAAGAAAGUUAGUGCAAAGGACCUUGGAGUUGACUUAGCCGCUAGAAUCAAAGUUAUCAGUGUAGAAGAUCCUCCAGUGAGACAGGCUGGCUCCAUCAUACCCGAUGUAGACACCCUUGUCGCUAAACUAAAGGAAGGAGGUCACAUUUAAAACAACAGUAAACUACUAUCCUGUUUAUUUCUCUGUCUAGUAAUGUAAAGUCAUUUUGUACAUGGUUUUUUGAAUGUAGAUCUAUAUAUUUGUUAAAUAUAUUUUGUCAAGUUACAAAGAUA
Messenger RNA from Vanessa atalanta (red admiral), 995 nucleotides. It is a transcript of the gene Etfb, whose product is annotated as electron transfer flavoprotein subunit beta. The transcript has 6 exons. Bases 112 to 873 code for a protein of 253 amino acids. Gene Ontology annotation, molecular function: electron transfer activity. Lineage: Eukaryota; Metazoa; Arthropoda; Insecta; Lepidoptera; Nymphalidae. The record is from RefSeq and is a predicted model, not a curated record. Gene Ontology annotation, cellular component: cytosol.